CAACAUAUUAAUUUUUCCUACUUCUUCUCCCUCUGUACCCAUACUCCAAAUUAAUAUUAACCAUCUUUUCUCAUUCACCAACUUUUUUAUUAUCUUUCCAUAUAUCCUUUUUGUUCAUCUCUUUGACAUAUUGACUGAAAAAUAUUGUUACGUACUAUCUUUGUAUUUCUUUAAGAAUCAAAGUAUGGAACAUUUUGGCAAUUCAACAAAAGAAGAGUUCGAUCGAUCAUUUUUGGUGCCUCAACCAAAGGAGGGUCUUCAUGAAAAUGGACCUCAACCAUUUCUUACAAAAACAUACGAACUUGUGGAUGAUCCAACUAGCAACGACGUCGUUUCUUGGAGUAGAGGUAACAACAGCUUCAUAGUAUGGGAUCCACAGAACUUGGCCAUCAAUUAUCUUCCAAGGUAUUUCAAGCAUAGCAAUUUCUCAAGCUUUGUCAGGCAGCUAAAUACUUAUGGAUUUAGGAAAGUAAAUCCAGACCAUUGGGAAUUUGCUAAUGAAGGUUUCUUAAGAGGGAAAAAGCAUCUCUUGAGAACAAUAAGGAGGAGAAAAACAAGCAAUUUCAUCAAGUCAAUUAACCAAGGUAUGGACUCAUCAUCAUCAUGUGUUGAAUUGGGAAGCUUUGGAUCAUUCAAUGGAGAAAUUGAUCGAUUAAGGCGCGACAAGCAGGUUCUCAUGAUUGAACUUGUUAAACUUAAACAGCACCAAAAGACUACUAAAUCACACCUUCAAUCUAUGGAACAAAAGCUUCAAUGGACAGAAAUCAAACAGGAGAAGAUAAUGAGUUUCUUGGCUAAAGCAUUACACAAUCCAAACUUUGUGGAGCAAAUAAUGCAACAAAAGGAUAAAAGGAAACAACUUGAAGAAGCAAUCAAGAAGAAGAGAAGGAGGCCAAUUGAUUAUCAAGCUGGUCCUAGCAAUAUAAUUAAGUUAGAACUUGAUCAAGAUUUUGGUGAUCAUAUUAAUAAUGAAUUUGAUAAUGAUUUAGAAGUUGCUAUGAACAUGCAAAGUGGGAGCACAUUAAUCAAUUUGGAAGAAGAAGAAGAAAAUAAUUAUGUUGAGAAAGAUGUAGAGCAUAAUGAAGGAUUUUGGGAGGACAUGCUGAAUAAGAAUGUUGAAGAUGAGAUUAUGGCUUUGCUUGGUGUUAAUGAACAAGAGGAUGAACAAGUUCAUGUGGAUGUUUUAUCUCAAUAAUUACUUGAAUAAACAGACAAUUUCUCUGGCUCAAGAUUUAUGGAUUGUGUUAGUUCUUAAUUAAUCGGAAUCAUGAUUUGAUUAAUUUCGUUACUUGGAUACAUACGUACAUCACUACUCAUAAACUUGAUUUGCACUUCUUUCUUUAAUUUUCUUUUUGGAAUUUGUACGUUUACUUAAGGUUCAAUGUCUUUUUAGGGAUCGUCAAUAGAUGGACACAUAUAGUAAGGAUUUAGCGUUGUUGCAGUACUUUAUAAGCUAUUUUAGUACUUAAUUGGUAUUACUUGCUCAUUAUUGUA
This is a messenger RNA of Solanum dulcamara, 1494 nucleotides long. Its product is annotated as heat stress transcription factor A-6b-like. Gene Ontology annotation, molecular function: DNA-binding transcription factor activity; RNA polymerase II cis-regulatory region sequence-specific DNA binding. The transcript is spliced from 2 exons. Gene Ontology annotation, biological process: regulation of transcription by RNA polymerase II. NCBI's taxonomy places the organism in Eukaryota, Viridiplantae, Streptophyta, Magnoliopsida, Solanales, Solanaceae. Gene Ontology annotation, cellular component: nucleus. The record is from RefSeq and is a predicted model, not a curated record. Bases 185 to 1195 code for a protein of 336 amino acids.